Molecule: messenger RNA, 5186 nt
Organism: Triplophysa rosa
Lineage: Eukaryota; Metazoa; Chordata; Actinopteri; Cypriniformes; Nemacheilidae
Gene: mcf2la
Product: mcf.2 cell line derived transforming sequence-like a
Exons: 32
Coding region: 298-3957 (1219 amino acids)
Biological process (GO): intracellular signal transduction; positive regulation of Rho protein signal transduction
Cellular component (GO): extrinsic component of membrane; cytoplasm
Molecular function (GO): guanyl-nucleotide exchange factor activity; protein binding
Source: RefSeq, a predicted model, not a curated record
GGGACUAUUCCUCUACAAACAGAAGACAUGACAUGGCUCUGCAUGUUGCGUUGUGUCUGCUGUGUCUCUGACACUGGAAGCCCUCUGAGACCAGAGCCGGACUGCUGUUAGCCUUCUCAGCGUUUGCUUAGAUCAGAUCAUCCUGGCUUUGGAUUUUAUGGGUCUCGCUUAGUUCAGCUCAGAAUCGAUUCAGAAUUGGCUUGGAACGAAUGCAGGUCAAUCCGGACCGGUUCAGAGAGGUCGGCCCAAGCUGCGACUGGUUGGGACUGGUUUGGAUGAAUAAAGGGUCGGUCUUAAAUGUCCCUGCACGAGUUUCUUCGGGAGGGCCAGGAUGCCCCGCAGAGGAUCCUGUCUCGACUGACCCAGCUUCUCUACAACCUAUCAGCUACUGUCUUACAGGGGGUCCCAUUCUCUCCUUUCACAAGCUUCAGCCGCAAGAGCUCGUGGAAGGACUGGAACGAUGAGAUUAUGCUGCAGGAGAAUAGUCCUCUGUGCGCUGCAGACAUCAACCCUGAUCUCAGGAAACAGUUUGCCUUCCUGUCAGGUGGUCGAGGACAGAAUGGCAGUCCCAUCAUCACCUUCCCAGAGUACCCGGCGUUUGGCGAGCUGGAGGAGGAAGAGUUCCACAACGUGCUGACGUACCUUACCAGCGUUCCCAGUCUCAGCUCGACGGGGGUCGGCUUCAUUCUGGUCAUUGACCGCCGGCAAGACAGAUGGGCGUCAGUGAAGGGGACGCUGCUGCGGAUUGCGGGCUCUUUCCCAGGCAACCUGCAGCUGGUGCUGGUACUGAGACCCACAACACUUUUCCAGCGGACGAUAUCAGACAUUUUGUUUAAAUUAAACAAGGAUGAGUUUAAAAUGAAGGUGCCGGUGAUUAUGCUCAGCUCUGUGACUGAGCUCCACAGCUACAUCGACCGCACACAGCUCACUCAGGAACUGGGCGGCACGCAGGAGUACUGCCACGAGAAAUGGAUUUCACAUCGCACCGCCAUCGAAGGUUUUGCUCUGAUGGUGAAGAAAACGGCACAGAUUCUGCAGUCUUUCGGGACAGAGCUGGCCGAGACAGAACUGCCCAAUGAUGUAGAGGCCACGUCUAACCUUCUGACCAUCCACACCGAGAAGAAAGACAAGAUGAAGGAAGACUUGAGGAUUGCUCUCUGUCAAGGCGGACGCUUGUUGGAGAGCAUCAAUGAGCCGGUGGUGAAAGAUCCAGAUUACACAAUGAACCAGGAUGAACAGGAGAACUUGUCUACUGUUCAGAGGCUGCUCGGUCAGUUGGAUGAGACGGAAAUGGCGUUUGAUGAUUUCUGGGACAAACAUCAAACCAAGCUGGAGCAAUGUUUGCAAUUGCGGCACUUUGAGCAGAACUUUAGAGAGGUCAGAGCUCAAUUAGAUCUGGUGUACGACAGACUAACGGGUUUCUCAGAAGUGGGAAUAAGCCCCGCCCACGCUGAACAUAUCCUGAAAGAGCUGACCACUCAUGAAGAGAGAACAUGUGCGGUGUUGGACCGGGCGCUGUCCCUGGCGUGUGAUGCGGACCGGCUCAUUGAAGCAUCUCAUUACGCUGUGGACUCCAUCCUGCCCAAAUGUUAUGACCUGCGAGCUCUGUGUGAGGAGAUCAGUGUUGUCCUGAAGGCCAAGAAAGCACAUCUGCUCAAAGCCAUGGAGCUACAUCAGUGCCUGGAUAAGGCCUCCAAAUGGUGUGAAGAUGGCAUCUACCUGCUGGCAUCCCAGCCUGUGGAUAAGUGUCAAUCACAGGAUGGGGCGGAGUCAGCGCUGCAGGAGAUUGAGCGUUACUUGGAUACAGCCAAUCAGAACAAGCUGACCGAUUUGAGUGGAAUUUGGAGGGAAUACGAAUCAGUGCUCACACAAGAUUUCAGGGAUCAGGUGGACCUAGUGUUUCAGAAGCAGACGUCCAUGCAGGAGAUGUUUGAGAAGAGGAGAGUCAGCUUGAAAAAGUUAGCAGCCAAACAAACGCGUCCCGUGCAGCCGGUCGCCCCGCGUCCAGAGGCCAUCAUCAAAUCGCCCCUGUCCUCUCCAGUUCACAGGGAGAAGACAAUCGAGGGUGACAUCAUCAAUGGAAACUGCAGAAAGGGAGACACAAACUUGCAGAAAGACGGCAGUAGACACCCGUCUGUCUCUGAUGCGGAGGAGAACUUCGCUGUGCUCAGACGGCACGUGAUGAAUGAGCUGUUGGAGACGGAGAGGGCUUAUGUAGAGGAACUGCUCUGUGUGCUGGAGGGCUAUGCAGCAGAGAUGGAUAACCCAUCCAUGGCUCAUCUCAUCCCCAACACAUUACUUCAUAAGAAGGACGUCCUCUUCGGCAACAUGACCGAGAUAUACCAGUUUCACAAAAAAACGUUUCUUCGUGAGCUGGAGGCAUACACGGACUACCCUGAGCUGGUGGGCCGGUGUUUCCUGGAGAGGAUGACAGAUCUGCAGAUCUAUGAGAAGUACUGUCAGAACAAGCCUCGCUCUGAGUCUUUAUGGAGACAGUGCUCGGACUGCGCUUUCUUUCAGGAGUGUCAAAAGAAACUGGAACAUAAGCUUGGUUUGGACUCGUACCUGCUCAAACCCGUUCAGAGAAUAACCAAAUAUCAGCUUUUACUGAAGGAACUACUGAAGUACAGUAAAGGCUGCGAGGGUGAAGACGACCUGCAGGAGGCGCUCUCCUCUAUAAUAGGAAUCCUAAAGGCUGUCAAUGACUCCAUGCAUCUUAUCGCCAUCACUGGAUAUGAAGGUAACCUGAGUGAUCUGGGCCGUUUGAUGAUGCAGGGGUCGUUCAGCGUGUGGACGGAGCAUAAGAAGGGUCACGCAAAGGUCAAAGACCUGGCACGGUUCAAGCCCAUGCAGAGACACCUGUUCCUCCACCAGAAAGCUCUGCUGUUCUGUAAGAAGAGAGAUGAGAACGGGGAGGGUUAUGAGAAAGCCCCUUCAUACAGCUUCAAACACUCACUCAACAUGAGUGCCGUUGGUAUUACGGAAAAUGCAAAAGGAGACAACAAAAAGUUUGAGAUCUGGUGUAACUCCCGAGAGGAGGUGUAUAUUGUACAGGCACCGACAACAGAGAUCAAAACAACAUGGGUGAAUGAGAUCCGGAAGGUUCUGACUGGCCAGCUGAAAGCCUGCCGGGAAGCAAGCCAGCAGAAGAGUUCAGAGCCGUUAACUCCCACCAGCACCACCCUGAUCAUGAGCCCCUUUAAGACCACCCAAAAGACCCUCAAGAAGGGAGACGAGAAGAAAACUGAACCAACAGUAGCGGAUCCCAGCACAACGUCGUUACCCAAAAACAGUGACAAGGUCAAAGAAGAGACUGUCACCAGUCCCAACACUGAGAGAGCUGCAGUGGCUAAAAAGCGUUUUACACUGCAGGGCUUCAGUAACCUCAAGAGCCAAAAAGGAUGCCCCCCUAGUCCCGACCACAAAACUAAAAGACACGAGAUUAAGAGCGACCCCACGCCAUUUGGCUUCAGAGACGCAGGUCCUCACAUCACUCUUACCCGAGUGAGGUGGCUGAGCACAUCUAGUCUGUUACAGGCUAAACGGAGAGGGUUCACCAAGGCGUCGCUGUCUAUGGAAGCGUCUGAGGAGAACGACGGCUACUCGAGCACGGAGGAACCCAUGAACUCUGAUCCCGAGGAGGAGGGAGGGAAGAAACUGUCUCCAGGCAGGUAUGUGGUAGUUGCUGACUAUGACAAAAGCGGAGCGCAGGAGCUGACGGUAAAGAGUGGAGACACAGUGCAGCUGGUGAGGGAGGGAGAUGAUGGACGCUGGUUUGUUCGUAAUAUGAGGACUAAUAAAGAGGGCUGGGUUUCUGCUGCAAACCUGCUAACGCUUAUCGGAGAAUCCAGAUCGUCUCAAUCUCUCUCCAGCUCAGAAGGCAGUGGAUCUGGAAACCUCAGCACGUCUUCCAGCUGCAGUGAGACCUACACGAGCUUCUCGGACAUUAAGGCCUGAAGCCGGUGUCUCGACGCCGCCGCCGCUCCCUUGUGGCAGCUCAUCACAGUGCACUUUCUACUGAAGCUACACGAGUCUUUGUACUGUAUUUAACCUCCUUAGCUGAGGGGAAAAAACAGACAUUGAGGAUGUUUAAGCGUCAAUCCUUCUCAGCAUUUACCUCUUUAUAAGGGAAGAUAUACAGUUUUGCUAUCCUUCUUUUUUUUCAAAAUGAUACUGUUACCUUCUUUCACGUUUGCUGGAUUAUAAAAAAGGAUUCUUCAAAAAGAGUGAUUGGGCGGAGUCAUCAGUUACAUCAGAGUAGCCUGCAGUUUUUCCAUGGAAACAUAAUAGGGUCUCUCCAAGCCCCCAUCAGUUUGAUCGUAUCCGUGUAUUUUUGAAAUGUCUAAAUUUCUUACUGUCAUAAGCUCCUGUGUGAUUUGCUGUAGCAGCAAGAAGAUGAUAUAUUGCGUUUUUUACGAUAAAGAUUCCUGAGGGUUAUGCCUGGUUGAAAUGACUGUGAAAAGUCCUGUCAUUCACUGUAUGUAUUAAUCAAAAUCUGUAUAGUUUAAAUUAUUUCCUGUAAAAGAAGAUUUGUACAGAUAUUAACUUUUAUCUCAUGUUUUUCAUUAAAACAGUAUAUAUAUAUAUAUAUAUAUAUAAAUAUACAUAUUGUAUAUGAUGACCACUAUUGUCGUGUGUCAAUGAAUUGUAUUUUGUUGAAUGUGUCACGUUACUGAUCUACACCCUUCAUGUACACAUGGUAUUACAUUUGUUCUGUAACAGCAUACCAAUUUGUAUUCACAUUUUGUUCAUGUGUCGUCAUUCUCUGUCAUUUAAGUGGUUAAAAAACAAAACUUACAAUUUGUGUUUAAAUCAGGAUUUCACUUGCAAGGACUUCAUUUAAAAAAGAUUUAAGUGUUUAUUAAUGUUCAAAUGAAACACUCGGUUUAGGCAAAGAACUAUUAUACUUUUUUGAUGACAUUUCUGUCAAACAUUUCUGUGUUUUAAUUCAAGGUCACAACUGCAAAUGUGUCUUUUAUACGGUUCUGCAAUACAAAGUCACCGUCAUCUUUUACAUUUUAUGUGGCACAUUGCUGCUUGUUAGUUUUAUUCGUCCACGUUUUCGUUUUGGCAUUAAAACUGUAUUAGACUUGUGUACCUGUAUAUGUGUAAAUAUGUAUUUAAGAGGUUGUAUGAGAUGAAUAAAUUUAAAAUGCUUAGGCUUGAAUAAACUUCACGGAAACAUU